Aricia agestis (brown argus) is the source of this 1945-nucleotide messenger RNA. It is a transcript of the gene Sas-6, whose product is annotated as spindle assembly abnormal protein 6 homolog. NCBI's taxonomy places the organism in Eukaryota, Metazoa, Arthropoda, Insecta, Lepidoptera, Lycaenidae. The coding region runs from base 121 to 1902 and encodes 593 amino acids. The record is from RefSeq and is a predicted model, not a curated record. The transcript is spliced from 12 exons. Gene Ontology annotation, biological process: centriole replication. Gene Ontology annotation, cellular component: centrosome; centriole.
UAAUCAUUUUAUACCAGUUCAAAUUAAAAAUAAAUGUAGGAAUUUCAACUUUUGUGUCUUUUUUACAUAUUAUUCAUUGGUGCGUAAGCAAUUUUCUGACUCGUAAGUUUCGGUACGCAAAUGGUUUACAAAAGUUUUCAUAAUGGAAAAUACUUUAUAUCCUUUAAACGUGGCUUCGAAGAGACCAGAAGAGAUAUUACUAUUUCUAUUGACAAAAUGCAAGAAAAAGAUUCUUUGCGAAUAAGUUUAUCAGACGACGAAGAUCCAGCUUUUCUGUGCAGAAUCGUUUUAACAAGAUGUGAUUAUGAAGAUCUGAAAAAACAACAAGGCCUUUUAAUAGAUUUUGAAAAUUUUCCCUCUCAAAUGGUGAAACUAUUACAACAGUGUUCUUCCAAUAAUAUGUUUCUGAUUGUACACCAAGUAUCACCAAUACAGUAUAAUUUUGAGAUUGUAGAACACAAUGAAUUUAGACGACUAGUACAUUUGUCUUUAAAGACUGGACCAGCUAAUGACGAUGAAGUAAAGCAGCAUAUGUCCGAGACAAUCUCACAAUUGAAGAAUUCUUUGUCAUCCCUAAAAAGUGCAUUGUCGAGUACUGAAAUGCUAUGGAAGGACAAGUGUUUGAAAAUAGAAGCCAAAGUGCACGAUCUAACUCACACUGUGUCUAUCAUGGAGGAUGAGAAAGCUCGACAUCAAAAAGAAUUUCAAGAAGCUUUAAAACUUGAGAGAGAUAGACUCAAAGAUGAAAGAUUGCAAUGGCAAAGAAGUUCAGAAAUGAAUACCAACAAUCUGCUUGCUUGCUCCCAAGAGAAUUUAAAUAAAAAAGAUAAGCAAAUUAGUGAACUAAACUCACAAAAUCAACAGCUCCAUGAGAGAAAUAAACUUUUGGAGAAUCAGUUGAGUGAAAGAGCACACCGUUGCAAUUUGUUGGAAAAUGAAGUUCAAGCAGCACAUAUGGAAGUGGCAACACUUAAGGCAAAAAAUGCAAUCUUGGAAAAGGAGAUGAUCGAAAGAGACAGAACCAUAGCUGACUUAAGUUCUAAGUGUACUUAUAUCGAUAAGACUAUAAAGGAUAAUAAUACAGCAAUAAAGGAGUUGAAUGAAACGAUACAAACAUUGAAAAUGGAAAAGGGCACCUUAGAAAGACGUUUAGCCAUAAGUGAGUCUUUAGCAAACAAAAACAAUGAAGCUGCACAUACAACAACAGAACAACUUAUAAAAGCAAAUCAAAUUAUCUCCAAACAGAAUAAUGAUCUCAUUGAAAUUAAAGAGAAGUUAUUAUGCAGAACUGAAAUUGCUUUAGAGCAAGAGAAGGUCAUAGAACAAAAUACAAAAGAAAUAUAUGAUCUAAAAUCUGAAAUUGGAAUGUCGAGAAAAAAUAUGGAAGAAUUAAAAAAAGAAAUACAAAGCUUAAAAGAAAAAUUUGAACACAGUGAAAAAGCAUUGAAAGAUAGGGAUGAAACUAUAAAAAAUAAUAAUAUGGUUAUUCAAUGGCUUCAUAAGAAAAUAGAGGAGACUGGUUUUGCUGCGCAAACGGACGGUAGGAUGAGAGGGAUUAAUUCAGCAUCUAGCUCAACGCCAUAUCUGGCGAAAAACAAUCAUCAACCUAUUGAGGAGAUUACUGAGGAAUCUGUUAAUUUCUAUGAGCCAUCAAAAUCAUCAAACUUUGAUGAUAGUCAUACGCCAUUAAAGACUGUACAAAAAGGAAUUGAUCCCAAAUAUUUGAAACCAGCGAGUGACGAUAAUAGGAAAAGUAAAGAGUCCAUCCAACCGAUGUCUUCGCAGAGUUCAAAGGGCAAAGAAAAUAAAAACACUGAGCUUCCGAAGGUAGACUACAGAGAAAAAAAGUCUUCGAGAGGCACUACAUACCGCGCAACGCCUGUAUCAGCUUAUUUUCCAUAAUAAGCAUAAGGCUUUAAUAUAAAUGUAUUUAUUAUCUUUGUAA